Podarcis raffonei (Aeolian wall lizard) is the source of this 1311-nucleotide messenger RNA. Its product is annotated as killer cell lectin-like receptor subfamily B member 1B allele C. The transcript has 6 exons. The coding region runs from base 250 to 963 and encodes 237 amino acids. Lineage: Eukaryota; Metazoa; Chordata; Lepidosauria; Squamata; Lacertidae. The record is from RefSeq and is a predicted model, not a curated record.
CAUAGACACCACGGGUCUUUCUCGACCGCAGCUACUUUCUUUAAUGUUUCUCCUCCUCCUGCAAGCACAGAUGAAUAUAACCGCAACUGUACUUGGGGAAGGAGGGAUGUCAUUUAGCUGCAGUCACACAGAAGGGAGCUGAUAUGUAAGCAAGAUAACACGAACAGCUCAGUUUCCGUGAGUUUUACGUGGGUGUGAAGAAAGUUUCUCACUCACAGAUAGUUCCACUCUCCAGAGUGACAGUUCAGCAUGGAUGGAACAGUUGUCUAUGCAGACAUAAAAUUACCAGAAGUUUCCCCACCUGGAAGAAACUUAGAUUCAGUUCAGAAGCCAGAACACCAACUGUGCCCACGCUGGCAUGGAAUUAUGCUGCAGGUUGGAUGGGCUGGAAACAUUGUCCUGGUGGUGGCGGUGAUAGUGAUGGGAGUUUGGGUUAUAAAUAAAACUCCACAGGAUCGUGAAAAACAGGUCAAAGCAUCUGAAUGGUCUCCAAACACAACUCAGUACUGCCCUGCAGGAUGUGAAGGAAACAAAGCGUCAGAGGAUUUCAGGUCUACUCUGAAAGAAAAAUUGUGUGAGACGGGGGAUGGAAGCUGCCACCUGUGCCCCUUGCAGUGGCGUCUGCACAAGAAUAAAUGCUACUGGUUUUCUGAAACGAUUCAGUCUUGGGAGAAGAGCAAGGAAGACUGUAUCGCUAAGAAGUCUCACCUACUAAUAAUUGAUGAUCAGGAAGAAAAGGAAUUCAUCCAGAAAAAUGGGAAAUUAGUAUGGAUUGGACUUAUCGUGUCAUUGCCAAAGAAGAAAUGGAUCUGGAUCAAUGGCUCUUUGUUACAGGAGAAAUUAUUUCCAGCAAUACAACCUGAGGAAGGCAGCUGUGGUGCCUUUGAAGACAAUAAAAUCUAUUCUGAGCUGUGUAGCACACAGCUUCGCUGGAUUUGUCAGAAGGAAUCUGUACUCCUUUGAGUAUCUUCAUGUGUCCCCAUUCGUAAUUAGCUACACACUCUCCUUUAGACAUCUUGUUCUCCGUCCUAAAAAAACCCUCAAGGACCUUCUUGGUGGCUGCUCCCAGACUUUGGAACUCCCUCCCCAGAGAAGCAAGACUGGCUCCCUCCUUGUUGUCCUCCCGCUGGCAGGUGAAGACUUUCUUGUUCCAACAGGCUCUGGAGAACUGACUGCUUCUAAUGAAAGGGCGGGUGCCAUGCCGUUUUUAUUGUGAUAUUUUGUAUGGUUUUAAUAGAUUAAAUAUAUGUAUAUAUGUAACUUUAAUUCUAUCAGUGUGUGUUUGUUUAUUUAAAAUUGUUGUUUUUCUUA